This is a messenger RNA of Actinia tenebrosa (Australian red waratah sea anemone), 2627 nucleotides long. Its product is annotated as serine/threonine-protein phosphatase 4 regulatory subunit 3-A. Gene Ontology annotation, cellular component: protein phosphatase 4 complex; nucleoplasm. Lineage: Eukaryota; Metazoa; Cnidaria; Anthozoa; Actiniaria; Actiniidae. The record is from RefSeq and is a predicted model, not a curated record. Gene Ontology annotation, molecular function: protein phosphatase activator activity. Gene Ontology annotation, biological process: protein dephosphorylation; DNA damage response.
AAUGGCACUGUACAGAAGGCAGCGUAAAUUCAACAUGGCGGACUAUUUUAAUCAUACUGUCAUUUGACGGCCUUUUCCCAUGCACAAAAACGCCAAAGCCUCCCCAAAACCUAGUAAAGAGCUUUCAUAAGGACAUGGCAAGUACUAGGCGCCGUGUCAAAGUUUAUACUUUAAACGAAGACCGACAAUGGGAUGACCGAGGAACGGGGCACGUGUCUUCGUCGUACGUUGAGCGUCUACAAGGAUUGUCCAUCAUGGUUCGAUCCGAAGAAGACGGGUCGAUAUUACUGGAGUCAAAGAUUCAACCGCAUACAGCUUACCAGAAACAACAGGAAACGCUGAUAGUUUGGUCUGAAGGAGAGAAUUGCGAUCUUGCUUUAAGUUUUCAAGAGAAAGCUGGUUGUGAUGAAGUCUGGGCGAAAAUUUGCCAGGUCCAAGGAAAAGACCCUUCUGUUACUAUUACACAAGAAUUACCCGAAGAUGACGAUUCUGAGGAUAGAUUUGAAGAAGUUAUGGACUCCUCUGGUCCCGUCGAACUUCCUCCUUGCGAGUUGAACAAGUUGGAAGAGAUAUCGGAGUUUUUGAGUGGAGUUCCUCCGCCACAAUUGAGAGAAAAAAUCGCACUAGCCAUCGAACAAGAGAAUUAUAUCAAGAAAUUACUGGAGUUAUUCCACAUGUGUGAGGAUCUAGAGAACAUGGAAGGGCUUCAUUACCUCUUUGAUAUCUUUAAAUCGCUGUUUUUAAUGAAUAAACCCUCGCUUUUGGAAACUAUGUUGUCGGACGAAAACUUGUUCGACGUUAUUGGAUGUCUAGAGUACGAUCGAAAUUCUYCUGAGCCGAGAAGACAUAGACAUUUUUUACAAGAAGAAGCUCAUUUUACAGAAAUCAUUCCUAUAUCGAACCCGGAGUUGAUCGCCAAAAUAAAACAAACUUACAGAGUACAGUAUAUUUACGAUGUGAUUCUACCUCCACCGACUGUCUUCGAGGAAAACCAGUUGGCCUCUCUCGUAUCCUUUGCGUUUUUUAACAAAAUUGAGAUUGUUUCACAUAUACAGGAAGAUGAAAAGUUUAUGUCCGAGCUUUUUACACAGUUAACAGAUGAAGAUACAGCAGAAGAACGAAGGAAGAAUUUGGUGUCAUUCUUGAAGGAACUUGUCAAUUUCUCUGCACAGUUACAGCUUCAGCAAAAAGAUGAGUUUUUCAAGUGUCUUUCUCAUCAUGGACUUCUCUCGGCACUGGAAAUGUUGCUAAAUAAUGACAAUGAAAGCACAAAGCUAACAGCAGUAGAUAUCAUCAGCCAGCUAGUUGACAUCACUCCUUAUCUUGUGAGGGAGUUUAUUAUGCAAGAAGGAAAGUCACCAGAAGAGGACAUGUUGAUAAACCAGAUUAUAGACUACAUGAUUUGUGAUGGAGACACUGGGAAUGCAUUCCAGCUUGCACAGCUGGUUAGAUCAUUGUUGGAUCCAGAAAAUAUGGCCCUGGGACCAAAUAAAAUGGAGAAGACAGAGUUUCUUAGUUUCUUCUACAAGCACUCCAUGCAUGUGCUGACAGCACCCCUCUUUGCUGCCACUUCAGACUUCAAGUAUCAUAAAGAUGACUAUGUCUCUUCAGUCACGUUAAGUCAUAUCCUUGAACUCUUAACCUUCUGUACUGAACACCAUACAUUUCAUAUCAAGAACUAUAUCAUUGGUAAAGAYCUGCUGAGACGUGCUCUUAUUACCAUGAGAUCCAAACACAAGUUUUUAGUUUUAAAUCAAGUCUUUGUGUACAUACGUAUGUGAGGAAUAUUACCAGUUCUUUAAGGAUGUAGACUAUGUAAGCACAUUCAAAGGACUUCUCUUGAGAAUGGAGCAGGAGAAAGACAGGAAACAAAACAAUAAAAUAGACAGAGAUGACCAACUAACCGUUCUGGAUGACAGUUCCAUUGUCAGGGGUCCCAAUCAUGGAAUUAUUCAUGUUAAUAGUCGGUUUCGACGUGAUGCRCGCGCUAUGGAAGAAGACGAGGAGACAUGGUUUGAUCAAGGUGAAGAAGAAAAYGGAGAUGAYAYAGGKUUACACCAAGAUGACUUACUUGAUGGCGAUGACCAAGAAUUUAAACCAAGGAAAGCAUUCAACUCUARUAAAGCCAACCGACUAGCAAGAGACAUCCGCUAAUGGGUCUAGUGGAUUACCCAGACGAUGACGAGGAAGAUGAUGACGAUGACACCUCAUCUCCAGCCAAGAGAAUGCGUCUAAACACUACCUAACAGUACUGUAGCUAUGUAUAUUAGAUCAAACAUACUAGACUGCUGUUGCAUGCCAAGAUAUGGAGGUGAUGGAGACAUUAGUGGAACAUCAGUUAUUCCAGGGGUGUAUGUAGUGCCCCUAGAAAAGAGUCACACAAGCAUUCAAGACAACAGCAACAACACCUAACAAUCUUCAGCCGGAGAAUACCCUGAAGAGUGAAUUAAACUAAUACUUGUAGUUAAGCCAUAGAUUCACACCAGAAAUACUCAACAAAAAAAAGUUAUUAAAMGUGUGACUAAAUAUCUGUAUAAUGUAAAACAAACUGCUCAAAAUCCGAUUAAUUUUUAAUCAACUUUAAAACAGCUUAUGCUGGGUUUUUAAAAGCUUUAUAAUUUUUUUUU